This is a messenger RNA of Chrysochloris asiatica (Cape golden mole), 3156 nucleotides long. RefSeq names its product ankyrin repeat domain 32 (gene SLF1). The record is from RefSeq and is a predicted model, not a curated record. The transcript has 20 exons. Lineage: Eukaryota; Metazoa; Chordata; Mammalia; Afrosoricida; Chrysochloridae. Gene Ontology annotation, biological process: positive regulation of double-strand break repair. Gene Ontology annotation, molecular function: protein binding. The coding region runs from base 1 to 3156 and encodes 1051 amino acids.
AUGGAAGUUACUCCAAAGCAUAUCAUCCAGAUGACAGGAUUUAGGAUGGAAGAAAAGGAAGCUUUAGGCAAAUUGCUCUUAAAACUAGAUUGCACUUUUAUUAAGAGUGAGAAAUACAAAAAUUGUACGCAUCUUAUAGCUGAACGCCUGUGCAAAAGUGAAAAAUUUUUAGCAGCUUGUGCAGCAGGAAAGUGGGUACUAACUAAGGACUACAUAAUUCACAGUGCCAAAAGUGGCAGAUGGCUUGAUGAAACAACCUACGAAUGGGGAUAUAAAAUUGAAAAAGACUCCCAUUAUUCACCUCAAAUGCAAUCUGCGCCUAAGAGAUGGCGGGAAGAAUUAAAGCGCACUGGAGCUCCAGGAGCCUUUCACAGAUGGAAAGUCGUCCUCCUUGUUAGAUCUGACAAAAGAAGUGAUUCUCUUGUAAGAGUUUUGGAGGCUGGAAAGGCGAAUGUUAUUUUACCCAAAAGUUUACAAAGUGGGGUAACUCAUGUGAUUGCCAGUAAUGCAAGAAUCAAGGCUGAGAAAGAGAAAAAUAACUUUCAGGCUCCGUUUUAUCCACUUCAAUAUCUAGGAGAUUAUCUUUUAGAAAACAAGAUUCAAAACAAUGAAGAAUCCCAAACCAAUUUUAUUUACACUAAGCAUAAUAAUCAAGAAAAAAAUGAAGAUUCCAGGAAAGAUAAGGGAUUUGUAAAAAUGAAAGAUGCUUUAAGAGAAACUUGUAGAAACCAGAAAGAAAUGCAAAAUCAUGGUGACAAUAUUAAUAUUAGUUCUAUUUUGACUGAACAUCACAAGAAAGAAAAAUUCAGAGCGUCAUAUAAAGAGUUGAGUUUUGUUAAAAUGAGAAAUACCAUCAAAAGACACACAUAUGGAAAUCAGAGAAAAGUUAAGAAAACUUACGAAGAUAUUCAAAGGAGUUACACUUUGAGGAAAAAGCGCAAAAAAGAAAAACAUUUCAUGAAAGAUGUUCAAUGUGACAGAAGUACCUUAAGAAACUACAUAUGUAGAGAUCAGAAAAAUAUGAAGAAUUCUGGUUUUGCUGAUUAUACCAAAAAAGUCAAAGUUGUCAGGACUGAUGUGGAAAUUACAGAAGUAAAAAAUGCCUUAAGGAAGCACAUAUAUAAAGCUCAGGCUGUGAGAUACAACUGCAUUAGAAUAGACAACCAACCAGUAUUCAAUGUAGAGGUUAAAAAUGCUGAAUUUCCCAGACGUGUAUUAAAUUUAAUUGAAAGUCUUAUAGAAGGACAGUUUUUUAAAGAAGCAAUUGAGGAACUUUCCUCUUUGCAAGCACAUUAUAUUCCUCCUGUGUGCCUUCUUCACGCUCUUCUAGAGAACAUUCUACAGGAUCACGUGGAUACAUUUUCUGGUAGAUACUUUCAUAUAUUGUCAGCUCUUCUUAAACUGCAUCCUCCUUGGAAGUCCCCAGCCAUGUCAAGAUAUUAUUUAGAGUUGUUUCAGUGUCCAACUUGUAGGAAAGGAGCAUGGUCUCUAGUAGAAGUGCUUAUCAGGUCAUGUCUUUUCAAUGAAACUUUUUGUCACCAAAUUUCAGAAAAUAUUAUUGGCUCUAAGGUUCUCCACCUGGCACUGCUUAAAUUUUUGUUUAAUUUAGUUGAAAGCGAAGUACGACAUCUGAGUCAAAAGUUAUAUGACUGGUCAGAGUCUCAGAGUCUGAAAAUUACAGGAACGGCAAUUCUUCUUGAACUCUUUUGGUCUGGAAGUGAGACCUCGGCACUUUUUACUAAGCCAGUAAAUAUGCUUUUGGAGUGGACUAUAUAUUGUCAUAAGGAAAAGUAUAAAUCUAAUGAUGUCUUCAAACAUGAGCUAGCUUACCUACUGACUGGAAUUCUUGGAGCAGCAGUAGAUUAUUGGAUCUUCCUUGGUCUGAAGAUGGGUAGAAAUGUGAUGCGACACUUGUCUGAUGACUUAGGAAGUUAUGUUUCCCUUUCAUGUGAUGACUUUUCUUCACAAGAAUUAGAGCUUUUUAUUUGUUCGUUCUCCUCCUCCUGGCUUCAAAUGUUCAUUGCAGAGGCAGUCUAUAAAAAGUUGUGUUUGCAGAGUUCCAUCAGUAUUUCUUCUGAGCCACUCUCUCUUCAGAAAAUGGUAUAUUCCUAUUUGCCAGCAUUGGGGAAAACUGGUAUGCAUGGGGUUGGAAAGAUGCAGAUACCAAAGAAAACAGGACAGAGGCCUUGCCUGGAAUUUCAGAGGGCCUUACUAAUGGUGAAUGGUGCUAAACAGAAACAAGUGGAAGGAUUGCCAGAGUUAUCAGAGCUGAACCUUACUAAAUGUUCCUCAUCAUUAAAAAGAUUGAAAAAGAAGUCAGAAGGAGAAUUAUCAUGUUCCAAGGAGAAUUGUCCCUCUUUAGCUACAAAGCUGAAUUUUCACAAGACUAAUCUAAAAGGAGAAACAGCCCUGCACAGAGCUUGCAUAAAUAACCAAGUGGAGAAAUUGAUUCUUCUUCUUUCUGUUCCAGGAAUAGACAUCAAUGUUAAAGACAAUGUUGGCUGGACGCCUUUGCAUGAAGCCUGUAACUAUGGCAACACAGUGUGUGUCCAGGAAAUUUUGCAGCGUUGUCCAGAGGUAGAUCUGCUCACUCAAGUGGACGGGGUGACUCCUUUGCAUGACGCACUGUCAAAUGGACAUGUCGAAAUUGGCAAGCUGCUACUCCAGCAUGGGGGCCCAGUACUUUUGCAGCAGAGAAACUCUAAGGGAGAAUUGCCCUUGGAUUAUGUAUUGUCACCUCAAAUCAAGGAAGAACUGUUUUCAAUUACAAAAAUAGAAGAUACGGUGGAAAACUUCCAUACCCAGGCAGAAAAACAUUUUCACCAGCAGCAACUUGAGUUUGGUUCAUUUUUACUUAGUAGGAUGCUGUUGAAUUUUUGUUCAAUUUUUGAUUUGUCUUCUGAGUUCCUCUUAGCUUUCAAAGGGCUAAGUCAUCUGAAUGAACUUCUUUUGGCUUGUAAGAAUUAUAAGGAAGCCACCAGUGCUCAGACUGACUGGCUAUUGGAUCUGUAUGUUAAGAAUACAAAGACAUUACAGAAGCUCCCAGAUAUUCUUACGGAACUGCCUGAGAAUUUGAAAGCCUGUCCUGGAGUACACACUGAGGCCUUAUUGGUGACCUUAGAAAUAAUAUGUCGAUCAGUCACAGAGUUUUCAUGA